Molecule: messenger RNA, 1002 nt
Organism: Impatiens glandulifera
Lineage: Eukaryota; Viridiplantae; Streptophyta; Magnoliopsida; Ericales; Balsaminaceae
Product: endo-1,4-beta-xylanase 5-like
Exons: 2
Coding region: 49-1002 (317 amino acids)
Biological process (GO): carbohydrate metabolic process
Molecular function (GO): hydrolase activity, hydrolyzing O-glycosyl compounds
Source: RefSeq, a predicted model, not a curated record
CAAUGGUUCGCCUCUAAACGAUUCACAGUGACCACCUUUGAGAACGAGAUGAAAUGGUACAGUACCGAGGUAACUCAAGGGCAAGAAGACUACACAGUUGCUGAUGGCAUGCUAAAUUGGGCCAAAAGCCAAAGUUUGUCGGUUCGUGGGCACAAUGUCUUAUGGGACGACCCCAAGUACCAGGUUUCGUGGCUCAAUUCACUCUCAGGAAAACAUUUCUAUCAAGCCGUCGAUAAAAGGAUAAAAUCUAUCGUUAAAAGAUAUUCGGGCAAACUAAUUGCGUGGGAUGCUGUUAACGAGAACUUGCACUUCAAUUAUUUUGAGAGUAGGCUUGGGAAAAAGAUCAAUUUGUUCAAAAUGAUAAACUCAUAUGACCAUCAUACACCAUUGUUCUUGAACGAUUAUAAUACAAUUGAAGAGCCAAGUGAUAAGGCUAGCUCACCCGAUGCAUAUAUGAAAAAAAUUCAAAAAAUAAGGGACAACGGAUAUCAUGGCCCAUUAGGAAUUGGGCUUGAAUCCCAUUUCAAUACACCCAAUUUAGCUUACAUGAGAGCUUCCAUCGAUAAACUUGCAACCCUAAGUCUCCCCAUUUGGCUCACAGAAAUUGAUGUUGGUUCUUCUCCUGAUCAGGCAAAUUUAUUGGAUCAAGUGUUGAGAGAAGGACAUGGGCAUCCUGCAGUUGAAGGACUAGUAAUAUGGGCAGGAUGGAAACCAACAGGAUGCUAUAGAAUGUGUUUGACUGAUAAUAAUUUCAAUAAUCUUCCAACAGGAGAUGUCGCAGAUAGAUUUUUGAGAGAGUUUAUACACACCGAUGACCAUCUCGGCGUGACCGACGAUAUGGGUUAUUUUGAGGCAAGACUUUUUCAUGGAGAAUACUCAAUGAGAGUCAAUAAUACAACUUUAGAAUGUUACAUGAACCUCAAUGAAACUAAGGAGUUUGGUUUUAACGUAACAAAUCAUUCGGAGAAACCUCGACACCAAGUUCAACUUAUUACAGUUUGA